CACUGCACACACACACACACACGGCAGAGGCAGUCUAAACCCUGUACACGCACAGCAGGAAGAGAGGCCAGGUAGCUAGCUAGCUUGGUAGCUUGGUAACCAUGGCGAAGAAGGCGGCGGUGAUCGCCACGCUGCUGGCCCUGAACCUGCUCUUCUUCACCUUCGCCGACGCCUGCGGCUGCCACUGCGGAUCCUGCCCUAGUCCGGGCGGCGGCGGCGGCGGUGGGGGUGGCGGUGGAGGUGGGAGCGGUGGCGGGGGUGGUGGAGGGAGCGGUGGAGGCGGAUCUGGAGGAGGCGGCAGCGGCGGAGGUGGGUCAGGAGGAGGUGGCAGCGGCGGCGGCGGGUCCGGCGGUGGCGGAUCGGGAGGAGGCGGAUCAGGCGGGCGCGCGCGGUGCCCCAUCGACACGCUGAAGCUGGGGGUGUGCGCCAACGUGCUCAACGGGCUGAUCAACCUGCAGCUGGGGACGCCGCCGAAGCAGCCGUGCUGCUCGCUAAUCCAGGGGCUCGCCGACCUGGAGGCGGCGGUGUGCCUCUGCACGGCGCUCAAGGCCAACAUCCUGGGCAUCAACCUCAACGUGCCCAUCGACCUCAGCCUCCUCGUCAACUACUGCGGCAAGAACGUCCCCUCCGGCUUCCAGUGCCCCCGCUAGAAGAGAAGACCCGAGAGAUCCAUCGUCCACUGCAUGCAGGCAUCCACUAUACGUACGUACGUGCAUGCACGCACGCAUGAUCUACAAUCCAUCCAUUGACUAGUGCUCUAUAGCUAGUCGUAUACGUUAUUUGCUUCAUAAUUUAUCAUCGCUCUUGCUAGUUGCUAAACUUGCAUAUUUCUCUCUGUGUGUGUGGUAGUACCGUUUGUACCACGUACUGCUUGUCAUCGAACUGGUUACGGUACUCUAUGGACCAUGGAUCCAGUUCUCAGCCACAUAUGAUCUCAUGCGUGUACCGCUGGCUGCUAUUAUAUUUCCUUCAAAAAGAGGUUGCUCCUCCACAAUUGUAGUAAAGUAAUUAAUAUCAUA
Molecule: messenger RNA, 1019 nt
Organism: Triticum aestivum (bread wheat)
Lineage: Eukaryota; Viridiplantae; Streptophyta; Magnoliopsida; Poales; Poaceae
Product: putative glycine-rich cell wall structural protein 1
Exons: 1
Coding region: 102-650 (182 amino acids)
Source: RefSeq, a predicted model, not a curated record